AUGGCGAUCCGUCGAUAUCGGGCUCUGGAAUCUGCUGCCGAUCUGUCCUUCAAGGCGGCGACCGGCAUGGCCGACUUUCAAAAUGAAGUGGCGACGCCUUGCUCGCCGCAGACUACCGUGUAUCGAUAUCACGGCAUGGUGAGACUCGAUCUCGCGGUGGUGACCGAUAUGGUGGUAACCGAUGUGGUGGUGACUUUGGCGGUCACUUCGCCCCGCACUGCGGAUUUGGCGGUGUCCAAAUUGGCGCUCGCCUUCACACAUAGCAAUCCGUGA
Moesziomyces antarcticus is the source of this 273-nucleotide messenger RNA. RefSeq lists its product as uncharacterized. The coding region runs from base 1 to 273 and encodes 90 amino acids. Lineage: Eukaryota; Fungi; Basidiomycota; Ustilaginomycetes; Ustilaginales; Ustilaginaceae. The record is from RefSeq and is a predicted model, not a curated record. The transcript is spliced from 2 exons.